Messenger RNA from Micromonas commoda, 561 nucleotides. RefSeq lists its product with no specific name. The transcript has a single exon. The record is from RefSeq and is a predicted model, not a curated record. Lineage: Eukaryota; Viridiplantae; Chlorophyta; Mamiellophyceae; Mamiellales; Mamiellaceae. The coding region runs from base 1 to 561 and encodes 186 amino acids.
AUGGAGGUAUCGGAGAGCGAAGAGGAGGAGGAGGAGGCGACGAAGAAGGGCACGAAGAGGAAGAGAGCCCCUCCCACGAAGGGGCCAUGCGAGCACGGGGUAAAGAGGAGGUCGAGUUGCAAGGUGUGCAGCGCUUGUCCGCACGGGAAGAGGCGCAGAGAUUGCAAGGAGUGCGGCGGGUCUGGAAUCUGCGUGCACGGUCGCCGGCGCUUUCGGUGCAAGGAGUGCGGCGGGUCUGGAAUCUGCGUGCACGCUCGUCACCGCUCUUCGUGCAAGGAGUGCGGUGGGGGUGCAAUCUGCGAGCACGGUCGCCGGCGCUCUCGCUGCAAGGAGUGCGGUGGGGGUGCAAUCUGCGAGCACGGUCGUCAGCGCUCUCAAUGCAAGGAGUGCGGCGGGUCUCAAAUCUGCGAGCACGGUCGUAUGCGCUCUUACUGCAAGGAGUGCGGCGGGUCUCAAAUCUGCGAGCACGAUCGUAUUCGCUCUCAAUGCAAGGAGUGCGGCGGGGGCUCAAUCUGCGUGCACGGUCGUCGGCGCUCCACGUGCAAGGAGUGCAAGAAAUAG